This is a messenger RNA of Hipposideros armiger (great roundleaf bat), 1915 nucleotides long. RefSeq names its product serine rich and transmembrane domain containing 1 (gene SERTM1). Gene Ontology annotation, cellular component: intracellular membrane-bounded organelle. NCBI's taxonomy places the organism in Eukaryota, Metazoa, Chordata, Mammalia, Chiroptera, Hipposideridae. The transcript has 2 exons. Bases 1576 to 1899 code for a protein of 107 amino acids. The record is from RefSeq and is a predicted model, not a curated record.
UCUCGUUCCACCUGCAUUUUAGAUCAGACACAGAAAGAUUCAUAUGGGUAAGAUUAAAACACACCCACAAGUCCUCUGGAGGAGGAAGGGGGAGAGAGAGAGCCUUUGCUCACUUACCAAGGGGGUCUCAGAGUUAAGCCAGAUGCUCCCAUGUGUCUUCACCUGGAGAACCACUGAACAUGGGCACAACUAACAUGAUUUCAGGAGGGGGUAGGUGGCACUAUUUGUGCAAAUGUAAUGGUCACUGAGAUUAGGGCAGCAUCCUUCUACGUUGAUGUGCAUGAUUUACUUUCCUGGCCACAGCUGGGCGGUUUCAGGCUGAAUGCUUCAGGGCAGGGCGGAGCAGUGGCUGGGGGAAAGGGUGCCCAUACCAACACCUCAUCUGGGCUCAGCCCGUCGCAGCCACAUAGGCCAGAGAGACAACGAACGGGAUUGGUGAAUGUCAGAGUGGAAGAGACUUCAGACAUCAAAUGAUCCAAGCCUCUCACUUUCCAACUGAAAACCAGGAAUCCAGAGUCGCUGGGUGAAGGUCACAGGGCUGACUGGUAACGGAAGUUAGUCCUAUCAGUGAAAGGCUCCCCUUCCAGACUUCUUUGAAGAUCUAUGAAUGUCUAAGUCCGUCACCCAUUAUAGCCUUGUAUGAUUGCCUGUCUCCCAAGCAGUGACAGCAGCUGCGAUCUCGUUCAACUCCUGUGAUGAUCUGGCAGAGGGUUCAGAGAAGAAAGAAGGCGCUGAAGAAGAGAGACGCCUGAGGCGAAGCUCUUCAUGGAAUGGGGCGGUGCCGCCACGCGGCUCAGAGCAGGGCUCGCUGUGAUGCACCGGGCUCGCGGUUUGGAGUGGGCCCUGCGCGGGACUCCGACAAGAUGUAAGCGAGGAAGAAACUUGGCAGAAAGUAGAUGUUUUCGUCUGCAGAGAGAGAUCCCUGAGGCCCCAAAGAAACUGCACUCUCCCAUCCUACCCCGCUACACACAAAAGUUAGGAGCAGCACACCUGCCUUCCCCAGAUGGGGCUCCCCGCGCAAACGCCUCCUCGUCCCCCAGGAUUUUCCAAUGUUGGCGCAAGCUCCUCCCUCGCCGGAGCGGGGCUGCAGUCCUAGCGCCAGGCGUCCGCCGGAGCAGCGGCUGGGGGGCGGCGGGGAGUGGGCCCACCUCGCCUCCAUUGGUUGUGCGGGCGGGAGGGGCGGAGGGAAGACGCGCUGUCCCGCGGACUAGGCGGCCCCGCGCUCACUCCCGCCGUGCCGGCUGCAGCGUGUGCGCCCCAGCUGCUCGUGCGCCCCUGCCGCGAGCCCCACAUUCCUGCGGACGGCUUCGCGGGCUCCGAUCGCCGAGACAAGGGGCAACCGCGUGGAGCUCAGAGAGGCCGGGGGAAGUCGGCGCGUCCCGACCAGCAGCAUCAGUGGACACCUGAUCCCCUGCUACCUUUUUUUGAAAACCAAGAAGCUUUUUUGGACUGAUUAAACUGCCUGAAAUUUUUGCUGAAGCUAUCAUGAAAAAAAAAUGCUGAUUCUGUCCUUUUUAAUUCCUGUGUGAAACUUUGACUUGUAAUAUACUCGUUCAUUCUUGGACCCUUAUAAAGAUGUCUGAACCUGAUUCUUCAUCUGUUUUUUCAGGAAAUGUGGAAAAUGGAACUUUCCUUGAGCUAUUUCCCACAUCCCUGUCCACAUCGGUGGACCCAUCCUCAGGCCACCUGUCAAAUGUCUACAUCUAUGUGUCCAUAUUCCUCAGCCUUUUAGCAUUUCUGCUUCUGCUUUUAAUUGUUGCCCUCCAGAGGCUCAAAAACAUCAUCUCCUCCAGUUCCUCCUACCCAGAGUAUCCAAGUGAUGCUGGGAGUUCCUUCACUAAUUUGGAAGUCUGUAGUAUUUCUUCUCAAAGGUCCAGUUUUUCAAAUCUUUCAACGUGAUGAAAAUGGAAGAAUC